This is a messenger RNA of Schistocerca cancellata (South American locust), 939 nucleotides long. Its product is annotated as probable cleavage and polyadenylation specificity factor subunit 2. NCBI's taxonomy places the organism in Eukaryota, Metazoa, Arthropoda, Insecta, Orthoptera, Acrididae. Gene Ontology annotation, biological process: mRNA 3'-end processing by stem-loop binding and cleavage. Gene Ontology annotation, molecular function: RNA binding. The coding region runs from base 1 to 939 and encodes 312 amino acids. The record is from RefSeq and is a predicted model, not a curated record. The transcript has a single exon. Gene Ontology annotation, cellular component: mRNA cleavage and polyadenylation specificity factor complex.
AUGACUGCAGUUGGAAGAGGCCGGCAUGACUUACUUGUCAAGCAAGAAACGAAAGUACAGACAGGGUUUUUCAAGAGCAGCAAGAAGCAGCACCCCAUGUUUCCCUUCUCUGAGGAAAAAGUUAAAUUUGAUGAAUAUGGUGAGAUUAUUAGAUCAGAGGACUACAAGAUGGUUGACUCUAAUCCUGAAGCAGAAGAUAACAAGGAGAAUGUUGAAAUUAAGGAAGAGGAAGUAACAGUGGACAUCACUGAAGUGCCUACGAAGUGUGUGUCAUCUGUACGCCAAGUGCAUGUUGUAGCACAAGUCCAGUUCAUCGAUUUUGAGGGUCGCUCAGAUGGUGAAAGUUUGCAAAAAAUCUUAGGCCAAUUGAAACCACGUCGAUUAAUCCUUGUGCGAGGAAACACAGAAGGAGUACAGAUGCUACAAAAUGCAUGUAGACACUGGGGACCAGCUCGUGUAUUUGCACCUCAAUGUGGAGAAAUUGUUGAUGCCACAACAGAGACACACAUAUAUCAGGUUCGGCUGACAGAUGCUCUUGUUUCAUCGCUCCAACUGAAACGCGGAAAAGAUGCAGAGCUAGCAUGGAUAGAUACUCACAUAACUACAAGAGAAGCUUCAAAGGAUGUAAAACCUGUAGAUGCAGAUACAGAGAAAGACGAAAAGGACGAUGACCAGAUAUAUACACUGAAACCGUUGCCUCUCAAUCAGAUCUCAGGUCACCAAACAGCAUUCAUCAAUGAAUUAAAGCUUUCUGAUUUCAAGCAAGUGCUCACAAAGGCCAAUAUCAGCUCUGAAAUAUCUGGAGGUGUUCUCUGGUGCUGUAAUGGAACAGUGGCUGUGCGAAGGCAUGACACUGGCAGAGUCACCUUAGAAGGCUGUUUAUCAGAAGACUAUUACAAUGUCCGAGACUUACUCUAUGAGCAGUAUGCCAUUGUCUGA